AGAGGAGGAGGGCUGCUGUGGGAACUAAGAGAGCGGGGGGAGGAGGAGGAGAAGAAGGAUUGAUAUAACAAGAGCGGCUGUCGGUGCGCAACGCAAGUCUCACUCCAAGUCUUUGAAACAACACAGAUAAAGGGGAGCGGGCUUUCCAUUCAGUACCAGUGCAGGCAAUUUUUUUAAACUAAGUUCGUGCCGCGGGUCAGUUCUCCAUUUAGCCUACUACUCAUCUGACUUUUAAUUAUUUUGUAAAACUGAAAUACGAGAGAGCGAGUCAUAAACAGAUCAGAAACUCCGAGAGAGCUGCAAGUUGGGAAGUUUGUUUCCCGUUGCUUUGCAUGACAUUUCUUCCAAGGACUUGAGAGCCUGACACAGUUUCUUCACAGACCGUGCGGUGUGGGAUUUUGAUCUGAAACGGGGACUCGUCAAAUGCAAAAUUACAUGUAUGAGAAAGCAAUGGCUCAAGAAACAAGGAACGGAGGAACCUCUACGUUAAAUAACAACAAUGGUGUUGACAACAGUAAGAAGAAGGUGCUAAUAGUGCUCGAUGUCUUCUGCCUUCUACUUGCUAGCCUGCCUUUCCUGAUCAUUGAGACUAGCACCAUACAGCCGUACCAGCGCGGGUUUUACUGUUCGGACGAGUCCAUCCGGUACCCGCGAAAAGAGGGAGAGACCAUUAGUGAUGCUGUGCUUUGUGGUGUUGGCAUUCUUAUUGGCAUCUUCUCCAUUGUGAUUGGAGAAUGCUACAGGAUUCACCAGCUGCACCAAGGAACCAAGUCAUUUGUGGGGAAUCCAUACGUUGCAGCUCUCUACAAGCAGAUAGGUGUGUUUCUCUUUGGCUGCGCCAUCAGCCAGUCAUUCACAGACAUUGCCAAGGUGUCUGUAGGUCGGAUGAGACCCCACUUCUUAGAUAUUUGCAGACCAAAUUUCUCCACUAUUAACUGUUCAUUGGGGUACAUCACCAACUAUACCUGCACUGGGGAAGAGAGUGAAGUACAGGAAGCAAGGAAAUCCUUCUUCUCAGGACAUGCCUCGUUUUCGUUAUUCACCAUGCUCUACCUGUGUUUCUACAUACAGUCCAGGUUUACAUGGCGUGGCGCUCGUCUCCUCCGCCCAUUGCUCCAGUUCACUUUGCUGAUGAUGGCUUUCUACACUGGCCUAUCACGCGUGUCUGACCACAAGCACCACCCGACCGAUGUCCUGGCAGGAUUUGUGCAGGGAGCCCUGGUGGCCUACUGCAUAGUGAGUUCACGCAACACAACACAACACAUUCAGGUGAAGCCGGCCACACCCCCGCCCUCCCCGAUUAAGAAGGAGCUGCUCCCUUCAUCUGACAUCAUUGAGAGAAACAACCACCACAACAUGGUGUGAGGGAGCCCACAUCGUCUUGUGACUGAGGAGCCAAUCGCAGCACUGCUCACCUCCCAUCGGACAGUAGAAUGUAGCGACAAGAGACAAUUGCUGCUUGUUGAAUGGCAUCCUCCGCCCUUUUGCAGUGCCCCAGCUGGAGGCACUUUGUGUGGACUAGGGUGUCAGAUUUGAGAUUUGCACUUCAGAGUCCACUCUCACUAUCCAGACUUAUUAUUUACUAUAACUACUAAUCAGCAUUUGAGCCCAUCCUUUUGAGCACAAAAAAAAAAAAAGAAUUGGAAGCUGAAAGACAAAAUUAAUUAAGAAGAUGAUAACUUGACAGACAGAGCUAAGGGUGGAAAAAAAA
Messenger RNA from Neolamprologus brichardi, 1711 nucleotides. The record is from RefSeq and is a predicted model, not a curated record. Lineage: Eukaryota; Metazoa; Chordata; Actinopteri; Cichliformes; Cichlidae.